AAUGCAAUAGUGGCUACUGUUGAUUUGGCUUUAUGCCGUCCGGUCAUUGACACAGGAAUCAGCAAAUUACCCACAAGAACGUCUCUCCUCUCCCCCUACCCUCAGUCCCACAAAGAUUCCAUACGAGUCCUCUUCUCUGUCGGUAAGAGCAGGAAGGUGUGGCUCUCUGCUUUAUACCUGUUUUACAGGACGGGAUACUCUACUACCCGUAGCCAUGGAAGUAGGAAUAGCUCCGGUAUGAUAUCUGACCUUCCCCUGUCACUCAGGCUUUCAUCAAUCCCAACUUCCCACUUGCUCCAUUCAGCACCAAGUAUCACAAUAAAGAUGGUGAGAUGUUCUCAUAGAUUGAUUCCAUUAGCAAAAACCCGAAAAUAUGGCUGUUCUUCGUCUUGGACAAGACAGGCUCGCCUUGUGAUGGUUGCAAAGGAGAAUGCAGGCUUAGUUGGAAACGAAAUGAAUGCAGCUGAAGGAAUUGAACCAGUCCACAUGAUCAAAUCACGUCUUUAUCAGGCCGUUGAUGGAAUCAACAGAGGAAUUUUUGGAGUUACAUCUGCUAAAAGAUCUGAGAUCGAAGGUUUGGUAAAGUUGCUCGAAUCUCAGAAUCCUACUCCGGAUCCCACAGCAAGUCUAGACAAGGUUGCAGGAUGCUGGAAGCUCCUUUAUAGCACAAUUACAAUCUUAGGUUCAAAGAGAACAAAGCUGGGUUUGCGUGAUUUCAUCUCCUUGGGGGAUUUCUUUCAGAUCAUUGACGUUGCUAAGGGUAAAGCAGCUAACGUGAUCAAGUUCAACGUGAGAGGCUUGAACAUGUUGAAUGGACAGUUAACUAUUGAGGCCUCCUUCAAGAUAGCAUCUAACUCGAGAGUUGACAUCAAUUAUGACAGCUCAACAAUUACUCCGGACCAGUUGAUGAAUUUAUUCCGGAAAAACUACGAUAUCCUGCUGGGUAUUUUCAAUCCCAAAGGUUGGCUCGAGAUCACGUAUCCUCUCUGUAAACACCAACAUCGCUCUUAUUAUUUUACUGCAUUGUAUUUUCCGCUUCACCAUCCCGAGACACACAAGCUGCAGAAAGGUCCUUGACUCAGAGGCCAUUAGAUAUGUUGAUGAAAGUCUGAGGAUAGGGAGAGACGACAAAGGCAACAUAUUUAUCCUUGAGAGAUCCGAAGAUCAACUGUGACUUCUGUUUCCAGUGUGUAUUGCUUCGCAUGUCGUCUUUUGCAUUCUGGUUUAUCCUGAUUCCAUGAACUAUGAUUUUGUAAACUGUAAGGUCUCGUUUGGUCCGCGAGAAUGGAAUGGAUUAGAAUGGAAUGCUCAUUUCUUCAUUGCUCCUCA
Molecule: messenger RNA, 1329 nt
Organism: Punica granatum (pomegranate)
Lineage: Eukaryota; Viridiplantae; Streptophyta; Magnoliopsida; Myrtales; Lythraceae
Source: RefSeq, a predicted model, not a curated record